Messenger RNA from Cladocopium goreaui, 832 nucleotides. The record is from the annotation of a GenBank genome assembly. NCBI's taxonomy places the organism in Eukaryota, Dinophyceae, Suessiales, Symbiodiniaceae.
AGCAUUUUGAAAUCAAGGAACACAAUUUUGAUUUGGUUGCCAUGGCGGAUAUCAAGGCCAUCAUUGCCAUCCGGAUGGGAUUAGAACCCCCAUCAUCCCCAGUUCAGACCCCUAUGCCAUCUCCACCAAGUUCAGCCAAAGCAGCCCGGGAUGAGAAUGAUCCACCCCCGAACCCUAGAGCAAAAGCUAGCACUAACAAAACCCGAGAAGUACCUGACAAAGAAGAGACUCAGAAUGACAAGGUGAACAGCGCAGGAAACGAGGACUCUCAGGACCCGGAGAUCUUGGAAGCUUCACCACCCGGUACACCUCAACCUUGUGAUGGAAAAGGGAGCGGCAAAGGAGUCAAAGGAGGUCGGGGGCGUGGACGUGGACGUGGCCGUGGAUUGAAACGGCCAUCUAGCGCAUGUGAACCCUCUACAUCACCAAUGAAGCGACCGGCAGCAGCAGUUCCACCCAACCAUGAUGAUUCGACCCCAGGUGAGAUUCCUUCCAAGGACAGUGAUGCUGCUGGUGAGGCAGCUCCCGAGACCAAGACUGUGGACAACAAGACUGUUGACAACAAGGAGAAAGAGAAGCCUGAGAAGCCUGUGGACAACAAGGAGGUCGACAAGACUGAGAAGACGACUCGAAAGAAGGCUGAGAGCUCUUUGUUGUCAAAGAAUGGUACUUGGGAGGUGCAUGAGCGGAUUCGUGCAUCUGGAAAAGGAGAAGGCCAAAAGUACAAAGCUUUUAUUAACACCAAAACUGGUGCCACGUACUAUAGCCGAACCCAGGCCAAAAAGAAUGGCUACAAAGAUUAGGAAACCAACCUCUGAUCCCUGCCCGCUGC